Molecule: messenger RNA, 1507 nt
Organism: Nematostella vectensis (starlet sea anemone)
Lineage: Eukaryota; Metazoa; Cnidaria; Anthozoa; Actiniaria; Edwardsiidae
Product: protein-S-isoprenylcysteine O-methyltransferase
Exons: 2
Coding region: 77-979 (300 amino acids)
Biological process (GO): C-terminal protein methylation
Cellular component (GO): membrane; endoplasmic reticulum
Molecular function (GO): protein C-terminal S-isoprenylcysteine carboxyl O-methyltransferase activity
Source: RefSeq, a predicted model, not a curated record
UCAAAGGAGUUUAUUUUAUUAUUAUUAUUAUUAUUUUUUCUGCUAUUUUCAUAAAAGACAAAGGACACCUCUUGGUAUGCCUGUGGUAUCUAGAAAAAACGCGGACCGACAAUUCGAAUCCAAAAUGGCGUCGAUUGGUUUACCUCGGGAAGGCGAAGUUGCUUUGCUGUCAUUUAUCGCUUAUUUCACUCUGACUCUUACACUAACGGGGAGGCAGAGUCUAGAAAGCAUUUGGAACUUUUCAACAUCGUUAUUUUUCUUGGCUCUUGGUCUCUCAGUUACUUUUAUAACUCCCCAUUCUGGCGUUGCCAAGAGAGCUGGCUUUUUGGGAUCAGUCUUUGGAAUAUCAGUUGUUUUGAUAGUGAAUUCGUCGAUUCUUCGAUAUCUAGGCUGGUACCUAGCGUCUUUAUCUUUUUUCCAUUUUUCCGAAUAUAUGAUGGUCUCGAUCUACAACCCCCGCACACUAUCCAUGGAUUCGUUCUUGCUAAACCACAGCCCUGAAUACAAGAUUGCGGCUGUUGCGAGCUGGAUGGAGUUCGCAAUCGAGAGAUUACUUUUCCCUGGACUCAAAGGAUAUUUCCUGAUCUCAUUUGUUGGAAUCGUGUUUAUGAUUGGUGGAGAUUUUGUCCGAAAGCUUGCCAUGAUCACCGCCAAGUCCAACUUUACUCACUUGGUUCGUUAUCACAGAGUUGACGAACAUGUGCUUGUGACCGGCGGUAUUUAUGCGUGGUGCCGACACCCGGCAUAUGUCGGCUGGUUCUUCUGGAGCAUAGGCACUCAGAUGACAUUGUGCAACCCUAUUUGCUUUGUUGGUUAUGCAUAUGCUUCAUGGAAGUUUUUCAAGGAGCGUAUAUUUGAGGAGGAGAUAUUAUUGUUGCAGUUCUUUGAGCAGGAGUAUGUGAAAUACCAGAAGAAAGUGGGGACAGGUCUACCCUUUAUCAAAGGCUGUAUCCUUGAUGACUUUGCCAAGGAUAAGUGAUCAAGACUGUAAACAUGAGCAGAUGUACAGUAUCCUUGAUGACCUUGGCAAGGAUAAUUUUAAAAGGCAUAUAGGAGAGUAGCAUUAGAGUGUAUUAGUGCUAAAUAAGCUUAUUGAAAGAGUGUGCAUACUAAGAUAUUCCCUGAAUCAUUUUUGCAUUGCUGGUUGGUGAAGUUCAUGUCAAGCAGGUUUCUCGCAUUCUUAUUGGCUUCAGAAAAGUGGCUAUGGUAGAGUGUACCCCACUCUAAUGCAGUGUUACACAAAUAAUGUCUAUUUAAAUGGUACAAUCAUUGGAAAGACUAGGGGGCAAUUCGAAUACAAGUACAUUGUUGUGUCUUUUUUAUUUUUUAUGCAGUAUAAAUUUCCAUUUCUCUGUUUAAAUUAACAAUGAGUAUUUAGUUUGAUACAUUAAGUAAUCCAUGUAUCAAGAAGCAAAUUCAAUACAUGUUAUGAUUAAAGUUUAUGGUUAUAAUUAAACAUUUUGUUGCCUAUGAAAAUACUCUAUAAAUAUGCAUAUUUUUGGUAAAA